CGCUCUUCGGGAGGCGGGCCUGCUGGGGCUCGCAGCAGGGCAGCUGUGGGCGCACUGUAUUCCCAGCUUCCACGUCUCGGGCGGCCGAGUCUCUACUGGUGGCUGAAUUCCUAGACCCUGCUAAACAUUUACCAUUUUGGAAUUUAAAGUAUGACAUCAUGGCAAAGUUUCGAAGAAGGACUUGUAUCACCUUGUCACUUUUUAUUCUAUUUAUUUUCUCUCUGAUGAUGGGUUUAAAAAUGCUGAGACCACAUAAAGCUGCUUUUGGAGAUCCUUUUGGACUUGACCUUCUUCCAGAAAUUCGGCAACAAACUCCUCAUUUGGUAAAAACUUUUGAUUCCCAAAAGAGUGACAAAAUCGACAGUGAAACAAACGUCAAGAAUUUAAAAAGUGUUGAAAUCACUGUAAAACCUUCCAAAGCCUCUGAACCUUACCCAGAAGAACUGCCACCUCGGAAUUAUUAUUUACAUGUAUUUUAUUACAGCUGGUAUGGAAAUCCACAAUAUGAUGGUAAAUAUAUACAUUGGAACCAUCCAAUCCUCUCGCAUUGGGACCUUAGAAUAGCCAAGAAAUAUCCACAAGGGAAACACAACCCCCCAGAUGACAUUGGCUCCAGCUUUUACCCUGAGUUGGGAAGUUACAGCUCUCGGGAUCCUUCUGUCAUUGAAACUCACAUGAAACAAAUGUACUCAGCUUCAAUUGGUGUACUAGCCCUAUCUUGGUACCCACCUGACUCAAAUGAUGAGAAUGGAGAACCUACUGAUAACUUGGUACCAACUAUUUUGGAUAAAGCUCAUAAAUAUAAUCUGAAGGUCACUUUUCACAUUGAACCAUAUAAGAAUCGAGAUGAUAAAAACAUGUACCAAAAUGUCAGAUACAUUAUAGACAAAUAUGGAAAUCAUCCUGCCUUUUACAGGUACAAGACUAAGAACGGCAGUGCCCUUCCACUGUUUUAUGUCUAUGAUUCCUAUAUCACAACAGCUGAAAAAUGGGCCAAUCUGUUAACCAGCUCAGGGUCUCAGAGCAUUCGCAACUCUCCUUAUGAUGCAUUGUUUAUUGCACUUCUAGUAGAAAAAAAACAUAGAUAUGAAAUUCUUCGAGGUGGUUUUGAUGGAAUUUAUACGUAUUUUGCCACAAAUGGCUUUACUUAUGGCUCAUCCUAUGAGAACUGGGCUAAGCUAAAAUUUUUUUGUGAUCAGUUCGACCUAAUGUUCAUCCCAAGUGUGGGCCCAGGAUACAUAGAUACCAGCAUCCGUCCAUGGAACACUCAGAACACUCGCAACCGAGUCAAUGGGAAAUAUUAUGAGGAUGCUCUGAGUGCUGCACUCCAAGCCCACCCCAGUAUAAUUUCCAUCACCUCUUUUAAUGAGUGGCAUGAAGGAACUCAGAUUGAAAAAGCUGUUCCCAAAAGAACCAGUAAUACCGUGUACCUGGAUUACCGGCCUCAUAAACCAAGUCUUUAUCUAGAUCUAACUCGUAAGUGGUCUGAAAAAUACAGUAAGGAAAGAGCAACUUAUGCAUUAGAUCACCAGCUACCUGUUUCUUAAUGCAUUGAUUAAAGUUUAAUAAUUAUAGAAAUCACCUAAUUUCUAUACAUUCCUUUUGUUUUGAGUUAUGGAAAGAAAACUGUCAAAGUCAGUAUAUACUAUUAUCGCUAAUAAAAAUAAUUUGUACAUUUUUAAAGGUAGUAAUAUUAUCAUUGCCACCUUUCACAAUGGUGAUGUUGCACUGAGAAAAGUGCAAAUAACAUUCCUUGUGUCAUAAUUUGGUGAAUUUCUGACUGGAAUUGAAAUCCUGCUUUAUAGCUAUUUUUGUUUCACAAUAGGUAAUUGCUUGUGUUAUAUAGAGUAGUUAGCACACAGUUAAAUCCUACCUGUAUUCUGGGCCCAGAGAAAAAGGACUGUGUACAUAUUUGGUAUGUCUAUUGAAGAACAAAGACCUAAAAGAUAAUGUACAUGGUUCCUUUUUCAUUUUUUUAAUGAUCCAGUCAACUUCAUCAUAUUAGCAUUCAGACUCUGGAUAACUCUCCAAUAACAAUUCUUCAGAAAAAAAUCAUAUGCCUUAAGCCUUACUGUGAACCAUAUUGUGUUAGGAAGGUCUGCUUUCUACAGCACAAUAUGUAUCAUCAUUUGCAGAUUUUUGGUUUCCUAGAGCUUGCUAGGUGUUUUGCAUGUCUAAUGUUUCUACAUUAUAAUGCUGAAUUUCAGGCUUUAGAAGUAAGGAAAAUCUUUUCAUAAAGGUUAAGGAUUGCUUCUCAGUUAUUAAAAAAAAAUAGCUGCUCUACAAUUAUGAAAAUACAGUGCCUCAAAUGUUAUUUUAGGAUACGCUGUCACUUUAACUUAUUUUAUUAUUCAUAUUUUUAAAUUUAAUGUUAAUCAGAGACCAACUGUUAGAUAAGAAAAAGUUGAUGCUAUCAUUGGAUUGCCUUCUUUUAAGAUUUUAAGCUAUUUUAACUAAAACUAAUAGAGAAAAUUUACUUACCAUUUCAAAUUUUAAGGAUAUGGAAAUGAAAGUUCAUUACUAAAUUUGACUUUUUAUUAGGUAUAACACUUGAUGGAAAUAUUUAAGACUUUAUUGUCUAUAAUAUAACAUCCCCAUCUAUAAACAUUAUACUUUUAUGUUACCUAACAGGUUAAAGAGUUGUGAUCCAUUGUCAUAUUGUGACAAAUUAAUCAUCUGUAAAAAUGAAUCUCUUUACUUUAAAAACUAGAGCAUAAAAUAUACUCUAUUAUUAUAGUUAAUAUUUGUAACUAGAACUAUAGUAAAAAAUCUAAUAUAUAUGCUAUUACAUGAAUUUUUUAAAGAUAUUUAUUAAAUGUAAGCAAUAGGGAAAUACUAAACAAUACAUAUAAAUAUUCUGAAUAUAUGGACAUUCAUUCAGAAACAAAUUAGCAGUGGGAUUUAUCAUAAAAUAACUCAUUAGACAGUGAAAUUUAAUUUUAAGCAGUGCUUUUGAAGUUAACUAUCAUGUCUUUGAAAAGAAGCAUGAUUAAUGUUAAACUUAUUUAUAACUGAGAAUUUGCCAUUUCUCAGAAUGUUCAGACCAUGGGAAACCAGUAUAAUAGUAAUUAGUAAUUCACCUUGUAGAGGAAAUUACAAGAAUAGAUCACUAUAAUGUUACAACUAAGCAUCUCCAUAGGAACACUCAUACAGAUAUAACCUGUGGAUUUUUUUUCUUACAUCCAGUUAGCCACUACCACUAUAUGUUAUCUUAGGGAUAAACUCUAAAUAUGGUAUACUUAAUAAUAUUUAUAACAUACCAUAUUUUAUUAAAGUUUAGUUAGAUCUCUAACAAACAGGAAUUUUUGUCAAUGCUUAUGUUGUAUGUUUGAACCCAUAAUGACAAUUUUAUGAAAUAGUUCUGAGAUUAAGAGAAAGUGUAUAAAAACAAGGUCAGCAAAUCCUCAACGCAGACACCACCAUUUCUCUCCUGCUCCCAUUGCAGACAUAUAGAUAGAUCAUCUAGGAGUGCAGAAUUUCCCUCUGAGCUUUGUUCUAACGCACUACCCCAACCAGCCACUGACAGUUGGUUUCAAAGUAAGAUAAAAUAGAUUCUGUCUUCAUUGCAGAGUUAGUUAAUUCUCAAGGGAAGCAUGUUUGGAAUCAGCUCUAAUGAUAGUUUACUGAUUUGUAACUAUUUGAAUAUCAUGUUUCUUUUCUCCUGUUCUUAAAAAAACAGUUAUUAGAAGGAAUUAUCUCUAAUAAUUUUGUUAGGGAAGAAUGCUUUCAAAAUCUUCCUCAGGUAUUCAUUACAGCUGCCUUUACCAUUUGACUUAUAACAAGUUUAGAUUGAAUAAUCAAAAGAAAUCAAUUCUUUGCUUUUAUUUAAUUCAAUAAACUAAAGUAACUGUUAAAGAAAAAACAGUGUAAUAUAUGCAAUGCAUGAAUCAAAAUGAAUUAUUUUAUGGUUUAAUCAGUCUAAUUGUUUUGACUGUAUAGAAACCAAAUCUUUCUUUUACUACUCUCUUUAAGGACUGAUAUUGUCAAAAACUGCUGUAAUUGAUGUUGAUCUCAGCUGUAUAUUAACUUUUUUGUUUUAAGAGUAAUUUUAAAAUGACUAUUUUGUUACACGAAGUAGUUAACUUUCACCUAAUAAAAGCAUACGCAGAAUAAAUUGUAUCUUAGAUAUAAAAAUCUGUUUCUUUUUUAUGAAAUGUUUAAUUUCUGAUUAACAGUUCAAAAGUAGUAUUCAGUCGCCACUCUAUAUAUCUUCUCUAUUUGAAAUAUACAGCAUUUAAAAAGUAGAUAUCUUUUAACUGUACUUUUAAAAUCUGUGAAUUUGUUAUACACACAAAAAUAUGAAUUUUUUAAAUUUGGAAGAUGGUUUCUUAUUUUUUUAUUCUUUGGGCAUAAUCAUAUAUGAGCUCCAACAUCCUUUAGAAAAUUUAUCUUCCCCUAAAACAGCAAAAGUAACAAGCCACUUGAGAACCUACCAAGUUCAUAACCAAGCCCUUUUUGAAACUGAUCACAGUUAUUCAAUUUAAACACAGUGACUGCUCGUAAACUCUAUAGUGCCUACAGAAGCAGUCCUUAAAAGUCUUUAUCUAAAAUUUGAAUUAAGGUCGAACACUCUCAUGUCCCAUAGUGUAGAAGCAAUACUUUAUUUACGA
Messenger RNA from Physeter macrocephalus (sperm whale), 4610 nucleotides. RefSeq names its product mannosidase endo-alpha (gene MANEA). Gene Ontology annotation, molecular function: alpha-mannosidase activity. The transcript is spliced from 5 exons. The record is from RefSeq and is a predicted model, not a curated record. The coding region runs from base 159 to 1547 and encodes 462 amino acids. Gene Ontology annotation, cellular component: Golgi apparatus. NCBI's taxonomy places the organism in Eukaryota, Metazoa, Chordata, Mammalia, Artiodactyla, Physeteridae.